This is a messenger RNA of Impatiens glandulifera, 1038 nucleotides long. Its product is annotated as aspartic proteinase CDR1-like. Gene Ontology annotation, cellular component: extracellular region. The transcript has a single exon. The record is from RefSeq and is a predicted model, not a curated record. NCBI's taxonomy places the organism in Eukaryota, Viridiplantae, Streptophyta, Magnoliopsida, Ericales, Balsaminaceae. The coding region runs from base 1 to 1038 and encodes 345 amino acids.
AUGACUGAGAGUUCGACAAUAAUGUUGUCUGACUGGGAGUACCUCAUAGAAAUUUACAUCGGUACACCGCCGGUCAAGCAAUUGGCGAUCGCUGAUACCGCCAGCGAAAUUACCUGGACUCAAUGCCAACCAUGUUUAAGUUGUUGCAAGCAAAUUCAACCCAUAUUUAAUCCAAUGAAGUCAUCAUCCUAUAAGGUAAUGUCAUGUCGUUCAAGUGACUGUCAAAGUAAGAGACGAGAUCCAAAUAUAAAUGUUAAAUGUAACCGUAUGUUUAUUAAUAGCAAAUGUCAUUAUGGUAUAACCUACAAUGAUGGUUCCACCAGAAAUGGGGUACUAGGCUAUGAAAUGUAUAAAUUGGGGAGUCGUUCGAUCUUGAAAAUGGCUUAUGGGUGCGCGUAUGACAACCGAGGUGAAUUUCAUGAGACCUCGGCUGGCAUAGUUGGGCUCGGAAGUGGGAAUCUCUCUUUCAUUGGCCAGAUUCGCAAAUUGAUUGGUGGGAAAUUCUCAUAUUGCCUAGUGGAUCGGUCGAAACAAAAUGCUAAAAGCAAAAUCAACUUCGGUUCUAACGCAAUCGUGUCUGGACCCGGAGUGGUAUCCACUCCAUUGGUCACAAAGAGUCCUAGGGAGUGGUAUCAUGUCACGUUGGAAGGGGUCAGCGUAAGAAAUACUAGAAUUCCAUUCAAUAUUGGAGUAGCUAAAUACAUGAAGGAUGUUGUUAAGGAGGGUAAUAUCGUGAUAGACUCGGGAACCACGAUGACUCAUUUACCGACAGAUAUGUACCAAAAACUUGAGAAUACGCUGAGAGGCGCGAUUAAAGCCAUACCAGUCGAAGAUCCAACUGGGGAAUUAAGCCUUUGUUAUAAGAACGUCAACAACUUUAGAAUUCCGACAAUCAUUUUCCAUUUCGCGAGAGGUGCUGAUGUGGCGUUGGAGACGAAUAAUACUAUUGCUCCAUACUCGGGUCUGUUGUGUCUAGCCAUAAUCCCAUCUGAUGAUCUAGCCAUAUAUGGGAACUUGUCCCAAAUGAACCGGUCUUAA